AUCUGAUAUUAAUGCUUUCAGAAAAAGUGAAAAUAAUGUAAACGUAAAAUCGUAAUCGGCAUACACGCUCUUCACUUUGUACAUAAUAUAUAUUUAAACACUAACACAGUCCUACUGUUCUGUAUUAAUUUAAAUUUACAAAAUGUUUACAUAAUGUCCUGACAUAGACUGCAGUUAAAUUGCAAAAUGGUCUAUGAAAGUAUUCCUCGAACAGUUCGCAUCAUACUGCUUGGAGAACCCGGUGUUGGAAAAACCUCUCUUAUCCUAUCAUUGGUAACUGAAGAAUUCGCAGAACAUGUCCCUCCUAAAGCAGAAGAGAUUACAAUACCUGCGGAUGUUACUCCGGAGCAGGUACCGACCAACAUUGUAGAUGUGUGCUUGAAUGAACAAACUAUAGAACAGGUUGCGGAAGAAAUUGAGAAAGCUCACGUAAUAUGUAUAGUAUUUUCAGUAGACAAACAAGAAACAUUAAAUAAGAUAGCUUCUUAUUGGUUACCAUUUGUGAGGGAUAGCUGUUCUGAUGAUUAUAGGAAGCCUGUUAUUCUUGUUGGAAAUAAAAUAGAUUUAAUUGACUACUCUGUUAUUGAUAAUAUUUGGGACAUAGCAGAAGAAUAUCCUGAGGUAGAUCGAUGUAUAGAAUGUUCUGCAAAAACCCUCACAAAUGUCUCAGAAAUGUUUUACAAUGCUCAAAAAGCGGUAUUACAUCCCAUUCAUCCCAUUUACUGCAUUGAGGAACAAGAGCUGACAGAAAGGUGUAAAAAAGCACUGGCAAGAAUAUUUAAGAUUUGUGAUAUGGAUGGUGACGGAGUGUUGGAUGAUUUUGAGAUAACAAUAUUUCAGAAGAAAUGUUUUGAAAGCCCCUUGCAAUUGCAGGUUUUAGAUGAAGUAAAAUCAGUAAUUGCACAGAAUGUGGCUGCUGGUAUUGAGAACGAUUGUAUAACCAUGAGGGGCUUUAUAUUCUUGCAUUGCCUUUUUAUACAAAGAGGAAGGAAUGAGACAACAUGGACAGUUUUAAGAAAGUUUGGAUAUGAUGAGACCUUGGAACUGACACACAGUUAUUUAUAUCCAAACAUUAAGAUCCCUAUCGGCUGUACUUCAGAACUUUCAUAUAAAGGGCAACAAUUUUUAACACAAUUAUUUGAGAAAUAUGACAAAGAUAAAGAUGGGAUGCUGAAUCCAACAGAGUUGAAGAAUGUGUUCUCAUGUUGUCCUCGUAUACCGUGGCAUAAUUUGCGCUAUACAGUGCCUACAAAUGAAAAGGGUUAUCUGACAUUGCAAGGUUGGAUGUGUCGGUGGACACUGAUGACACUAUUAGACUUGCAAGAAACAAGUGCCUACUUAGCAUACCUGGGUUAUAAUUUUCUCGAAAAUGAUACCCAAAAAUCAGCAUUUCACGUUACCAGAGACAAAAAGGUCGAUAUUGCAAAAAAACAAUCAAGCCGGAAUGUAUAUCAAUGUCACAUUAUUGGACCUAGAACUUGUGGCAAAACAUCUAUAUGUAGGAGUUUUCUAGGAAUAGCGCAUAAGAAAAUAAAGCCUCAUUCACACGAACGAGGCGAUGGUAACAGCCCAGAGAACACAUGCUGUAUUAACACAAUACAUGUAUAUGGCCAGGAGAAGUACCUGAUAUUGAAAGAGAUUCCAAUAACCCGUGUGUCCGACCCCUUACAGCCUCAUGAGGUCAACUGUGAUGUGGCCUGUCUUGUGUAUGAUGUAGCUGCGAGUCGUUCAUUCGAGUAUAUUGCUAGAAUAUAUAUAAAAUAUUUCGCGGAAAGUCACAUUCCUGUAUUAAUAGUAGGCACCAAAGGAGAUGCUUUGAUCACGAGGCAGGAGUACAUUCUGCAACCAGAAGUAUUCUGUAACAAAUAUCAACUCUUGGCACCACAAAUAUUCAACAUUAGAGAAAAUAAACAUGAUGUAUUUGUUAAAUUGGCUACUAUGGCAGCAUUUCCACAUCUGAAACACUUCGCAAGUAUGGCGGGCGAGAAUUCCUCGUGGUGGAAGGCGGGUAUUGGUUUUGCGGCGGCAACCAUCAUGGGAUUUGUGCUUAUCAAGAUGUUGAACGUUCAACGUAAAUAAAUACCGAAUGUAGGCAUUAUAUUAAAUUAAUUAUUUAUUUAACUUGAAUUUUCUUGCAAACAUCCGAAACCAAAGAUGUGACUUGCGUUGUGCAUAGUAUUAUUUCAGUUGUAAAUAAAGGUUUUCAUUUAACAA
Molecule: messenger RNA, 2214 nt
Organism: Danaus plexippus (monarch butterfly)
Lineage: Eukaryota; Metazoa; Arthropoda; Insecta; Lepidoptera; Nymphalidae
Gene: Miro
Product: mitochondrial Rho GTPase
Exons: 11
Coding region: 187-2079 (630 amino acids)
Biological process (GO): small GTPase-mediated signal transduction; regulation of mitochondrion organization; mitochondrion transport along microtubule
Cellular component (GO): mitochondrial outer membrane
Molecular function (GO): GTP binding; GTPase activity; calcium ion binding
Source: RefSeq, a predicted model, not a curated record